AUUUCGCAUCUUUCCAGGCCAAUAUUGACUCUCGAGAUGGCAUUGCAGCCGUUUAGGGAUGAACAAUUAAAUUUCUUUAAGUUUGCUUCCUUGGUGUUAAAUGAAUUCCCUAAAGCCUUACGGACUACAUUUAAAACCAUGUGGGACAACACCUAUGGACAUUACCCUGGUUUCCAACUCUGGGACGAUUCCACUGCUGUCAGAAAAAUGUUCGACUCUGAAGAAAAAAAAAGUGGCAAGAAGACUAAAGUUCCUGUUCUCCUGUCCUACAACGAAUGGGAUUGUACCAACCUGUUUCAGGCUACUAUAUUUGCGCGGUCCUUUGCCUCACCAGCUAGUACAGGCUCCUUCAUCACUCUCAGUGAUUUGUACGUGAAGCCCUGUUCAGUACCUUAUGGUAGUUUCCACGCAUGUGUGGUCAGUCCGGGUGGAAAUAAAUGGGAGACUUUUGCACUUGCGAUUAAUCAGCUUCGUCUUCUUAGAAAUUCGCUCUGUCACUCCACCAGUAGUGAAAUGGACAAAGCGACAUUUGACCAACGCGUGAAUUACUCGAAAGACGCGUUUCAAGCCCUUGGUGUCCCGACAGGCUCAAUUGACGUACUUGGUAGUUUGACGGAGUCCGACUUUCCUACAAAUGAAGUUCGUAAAUUGGAAAAGAGUAUAAAAGAAGAGACUCGGGAAUACAUCUUGUUCCUUGAGGAAAUGAGUUCAGAUGUCAUCGAGAUUAAGGCGUUGUUAAACGCUUUUGUUGAGAGUACUGCUAACAAAGAAGACAUCGCCAUGCUCGAGCAGAAGAUGGCCAGGCUGCUUAGUAUAGUGCAAGAUGAACCUGAUACUAAACUGCAGACUACAGGUAACGUCUUUUAUGUUAAAGGGGCUAGGGGUCAAGAGGAUAUUACAGUUUUAGGUCAAUUCUGCGCUGAAGUCGUUACUUAGAACCUUUACCUGCACACAAAAUGCUAUUCAUUACUUAAGAAGAAGAAAUCAAACAAAUUGUGGUCAGUUUGCAGGCGUAGCAUAAAACUUGAAAAGGUUGGCCCAACUUUUUCAAGUUUCAGUCCAUGUCCAUCCUUGCCAUCCGUUGCAAUAUAUAGACGACAGGAAACAGUUUCAAUCAGAUGCCUAAAUAUAAGCUAACAUAGUCUUGACUGGACCAUUAUUAAGUGUUAAAACAAAAAGGAAAAAUUCUACACUGCAUCGCACUCUUUGGUACAUGUUUUUCUAUUUUUAUUGAGGACGUAAAUACACGGCAACCAGUUUUCCCUUCUCUUUCUAAACUUGCUACCAAGAAAUUAAACUCCAGUUCCCUAAGCUUAACAUUUUAAGCGAUUUGCUUUUGGAAUAAAAGUGACUAGCUGGGAAAAGGAUCGGAAAAUUUAUUUGCUUAUGUUUUACUUUAGUCUUCAAAGGUAGGAAACCAUAUGUUAUUAUUUUAACAGGUGUGAGACCAUCGCUAUCAAUACCUUCCCUUCCUGGAAUGGUUCCUAAUUUUACUGGACGUCAAAGCGAUUGUGAGGAGAUUAUGGGUCACGUGAAGUCUGAAUCUACCCGACUGGUUUCGAUCUGGGGUUCACCUGGAUUUGGAAAAACAUCGGUUGCAAUUGCAGUGGGACAUUAUCUCCGAUCUCAAGGACUACCGGUCUGUUGGGUGUCGCUACGUGGACUGAAGUCAAAAGCAGAUCUGACUUCAAAGCUUCUAAGCUUUGUCACGCCAUCUUUCUUGAAUGAUCAGCCGUCCUUUUCGCAGUUAUCUCUUGAUGACCAGCUUUGUCUACUUUUAAGCGUAAUUUCCGAUCAAUCUGUUUUUAUUCUGGAUAAUGCUGAUGAUUUAUUAGAAGAUGGUGAGCCAGGAGUGAAGAAAGAGGUCAUAGGACUUUUGAAAGAAAUUCUCAGGCGAAGUAAGGCGAUCACAUUUUUUGUAACAACGAGAGAGUCUCUAGAUUUUCUGAAUGUAGAUUUGCACGGUCACCAGAGUGUAAGGAUAAGACCACUGGAUGAAGUCUCUGCUACGAGAUUGGUAAAAGCCGUUCUUCCAGCUGCAAAGUCUUCAGACUGUAAUCGAAUCCUGCAAAUCUGCGGACUUGUACCCUUUGCAAUAAAAUUAAUGUGUUCCUCAAUUUCUGAAGAUAACGCUCAACCGAGCCAAUAUCUCGAUCAAUUCAUGAAGUCCGCCUCUACAACAAGUAUCGCUGAGAUGUUAGAUCGACCAGAUUACCCAGACGAGUACAGACUGCAAUCCUUUUUUGAGUUAUCUUUCAAGAGGCUAAAUGCACAAGAAAAAGAAGCGUUAGUGUCGUUGAGUAUUCUUCCUGAGAAUUUCGGUAGUGAGGUCGCUGCAGCCGUUUUAGAUGUAAACAAUCUCCAGUCAAAAAAGCUACUGCAGACACUUCAAAGAAAGUCGCUUCUUGAUUCAGGAGUGAAAAAGGAGUUAUUCACGAUGCAUAAGCUACUCCAAUCAUUUGCUAGAGAAAAAGGGGAAAAUGAAAUGAUGAACGACACGAUUCGUAAAUCAAAGUACCGCUUAAACACGUUUUACGUUUCCCUUUUUGAAAAGCUGAAUGUGGAAUAUCUCACUGGUCAUUCAAUGACAUCGUUUCUUACGUUUUAUGAAGAUGAGCUAAUUAUUAUUCAAAGCCUACUUGAGGCUCUAUCGGAUCCCAGAACAGCUAGCACUGUUAUUGAUGUGUUAGUACAUGGAGAGCUGUUUCUUGCUAGCCUUUAUUUCUCAGACGCAUCAAGCUUUAAUUUUAUUUACGAUUCAGCACUUAAGGCUGCAAAGAAACUAGAGGCAAAUGAGUCUUACCAGCAAUUGCUUGUUUCCAAGGCAUUCGGAGAGGCAUGUUGGGGCGCAGGUGGAAGUACAGUACAGCUGCUUUCUGAGGCUUCACUUUCUUCAGAUUCCAUGGCAGACUUACAAGGAAAACGUCUCUGUUAUUUAGCCUUGAACCACCUUGCUAGAGGAAAAACUGAAGAUGGAGUUCAGCAUUUGCGAAAAGCUCUUCAGUUGAUGCAUGGAAGCCUAGAUGAGACUAUUCUUAAGCUUGCUGCUUUACAAAUUCUUGCAAUUUUUUUCAAAUUUCAAGACAAUCUGUCGGAUUUAAAGCAAUCACUUUGCGAUGCACAAAUGGAGUGCAAGUACGCGAAAGACACGGAAUUACUUGUGAUACCCUCAACCAAUUUUAUAGGAAGUGACACCAGCAAUGCAGAAGAAAAUCAACGAGACUCUGACAAUCAUUCUGACCACCCUUUAAAACUGCAAAUACUUUUCAUUGUUAGCGUGGCAACAGAGAAUUUCAUAGAUAUUGACACCAAUAAACAUUUAAGAAGUACUUUGCAUCAAAUGCUGAAGGAGAUCGAAGGGGACAAGCGAGUUUCUACUGGUCUCUUUAGUGUUUAUAGCAAUGUUGUUUCCGUUUUAGAAUUAAACGAAGACACCACAGUACAAAAUGAGGAGAGAAUCAGUUUUCAUCAAAAAGCUCUCGAAAGGUGUUGUGAAAAAUCGGCCUCUUAUCGUGUACACAAAGAGGCGCUUGCAAAGUGCUACGAGAAUCUUGGAAGGGUUCUCUACCGGAAAAAAUUUUAUUCCGAGGCUCUGAACUCACAACAACGAGCACUUGAUAUAUCAAUGGAGCUAUUGCGAGAUCGAGAGCAUCACACAAACACUGCUGAUAGGUCUCUUAAGUUAGGCGUCACCCAUCAUUCCAGUGGUGACUGUAAAUCAACAUUAAAAUCUAAAAAGCGCACACUCGACAUCCGCAUUGAACGGUUUGGAAAAGAACACGCAAGGACAGCUAACAGUUAUGGUAGCCUUGGCGUGACCCAACAUUCCCUUGGGGAAUAUACAUCAGCAUUAGAUUCUAAGCAGCAUGCACUUGACAUCCGCCUGAAACUGUUUGGAGAAGAACACGCAUACACUGCUGAUAGUUAUUAUAGCCUUGGCACCACUCAACAUUCACUUGGAGACUUCAACGCAGCACUAGAUUCUUUUCAGCAUACACUUGACAUCUACCGUAAACUGUUUGGAGAAGAACACGCAUACACUGCUGAUAGUUAUCAUAGCCUUGGCACCACUCAACAUACACUUGGAGACUUCAACGCAGCUGUAGAUUCUUUUCAGCAUGCACUUGACAUCUACCGUAAACUGUUUGGAGAAGAACACGCAUGCACUGCUAAUAAUUAUGAAAACCUUUCCGCCAUUCAAGUUUCACUUGGAGAUUUCAACGCAGCCCUAGAUUCUCAACAGCGUGCACUUGACGUCUUCCUUAAACUGUUUGGAGAAGAACACGCAAGCACUGUUAAUGGCUGGGAUACUCUUGGGUCCAUUCAUCUUUCACUUGGUGAUUAUAAAUCAGCAUUAAAUUCUAUACAGCGCUCACUUGACAUCAAACUGAAAUUAUUUGGAGAAGAACACGAAAACACUGCUGACAGUUAUUAUUGUCUUGGCGUCACUCAGUUUUCCCUCGGUGACUAUAAAUCAGCAUUUGUUUCUCAUCAGCACGCACUUCACAUUCGACAUAAACUGCAUGGAGAAAUACACGCAAGCACAGCUGAGAGUUAUUGUCGUCUUGGCGGCACUCAACAUUCACUUGGUGAUUAUAAGUCCUCUUUAAAUUCUAUACAGCGCUCACUUAACAUUAGACUUAAAUUGUUUGGAGAGGAACACGCAAGCACUGCUGACAGUUAUUAUUGUCUUGGCGUCACUCAACAUUCCCUUGGUAACUAUAAAUUAGCAUUAGAUUCUCAGCAACGCGCACUUGACAUCUGCCUUGCACUGUUUGGAGAAAAACACGUAGAAACUGCUGAAAGUUACCACAACCUUGGAGUCACUCAACAUUCUUUUGGCGACUAUAAAUCAGCACUAGAUUCUAAACAGCAUGCACUUGACAUCCGCCUUAAAAGUCUGUUUGGAGAAGAACACCCAUGCACUGCUGAUAGUUAUGAUAGCCUCGCCGUCACCCAACAUUCUCUUGGUGACUAUAAAUCAGCACUAGAAUCUAAUCAACGCGCACUUAACACGCGCCUUAAACUGUUUGGAGAAGAACAUGCAAGCACUGCUGUUAGUUAUUAUGGAAUCGGAGUCACUCAACUUUCCAUUGGCGACUUAAAAUCAGCGUUAUAUUCCCAUCAACGCGCACUUGACAUCCGCCUUAAACUGCUUGGAGAAGAACACGAAAGCACUGGCGAUAGUUAUCAACGACUUUAAAUCAGCAUUAGAUUCUAAUCAACGCGCUCUUAACAUCCGCCUCAAACUGUUCGGAGAAGAACAUGCAAGCUCAGCUCUCAGUUAUUAUAGCAUUGGCGUCACUCAACAUUCUCUUGGCGACUAUAAAUCAGCGUUAGCUUCUCAGCAGCGUGCACUUAACAUCCGCCUUAAACUAUUUGGAGAAGAAAAUGCAAGCACUGCUGACAGUUAUUAUGGUCUUGGCGUCAUUCAAGAUUCUUUGGGCGAUAUUAAAUCGGCCAUAGAAUCUUAUCUGCGUUCACGUCACAUUAGGUUUAAACUUGGAGAAGAAAACACACAGCCCCAGAAAAAGUUUUAAACAACUCGAGCUUAGAAAUUUUGUCACGUAACAGCUUCUCAAGCGGAAAUGUUGGGAAGAAAAAGUGAGGUAGAUAUAUCCAACUGAGAACAAUUUUUGAAAGUACCGCGGCAAUUCCCCCAACCCUAGCCUCGUUACCCGCGUUGAAAGGCUAUCGUGGGUGGCUUCUUGUUAUAACUGAGUUUGUCAAAACUAUGAACCAGUACUUUUCCUUCAAUAUAUUUUCAUUUGUGUAAGGAUAUAUAUCUUGUGGCUCGAAAGAAGCACAGGCGAAAAUUUUGGCCAAUAGGGAUUGGAGAACAAAACAAAACCGGGGUGUGCUUUCCAAUUUUCUAUUUUCCAUAUGUAGCGGGCCUUCUUCGCUUGAUGGGCCCUUAUCUAGGCCAAAAGCGAGGAACACAACUUUUAAGCAAGAGUGCACCCACUGGGUUGGGUAGUUUAGGGAGAUUGAUAAAUUACCAGGUGUCGCCACUUUUGGCAUUCAAUUUAUUUUAGUAGGUAUCGAUUUAAAGCGUCAAUUUUGGAAGGUCGCUCUUAUUCGUAUACAACAUGUUUUCAGUAAAGUAGUCUUGAUUUCCUUUCCUUAGGAAAAUUCAAGCUUAGGUUUACGUCACUGAAGUCACAAACAAUAAACGGUAUUUAUUUUUUAACAACUUUCCGUAUUGCCUCGUUUUUUGGUUUGUUUUCUCUAGUGCUCCUUUAUGAGACAUUUAUCAGAUUAUUGUAUUAUCUUAAACAAGCAACGUAUGAGCAAUUCUGUAAUGUUUAAAACACGAACAGCAGCGAUUUAUCACUGGUUAAAAAUUCGAGCGAGAAGCGCGAAAAUUUUUAGGCUGUGAUAAAUCACGUGCAGUAAGUGCUGUGAACAGCUCCAAAACGUCCCCGGAGUGAAUUUCUAAAUAAUGCAUGUUUCUUUUAAAUACGUGUUGAUUGCAAAAAGUUAAACAAAAGAAGCAAAAAUAGCAAAUGUUGGGCAGAAAUGUUUAUGCAGGAGGCUCGCACCUCCUUUUUAAAGGGCUCACCCCUUCGUGUUUGAUGCUUCAUAACUUUGGCUGUAGUGGAUGCACGGAAAAGUCACGAAGUGAAACAAUGGAGUGUGACACUGAACUCAAUUUUAGAGUAUGUUUCGUUGACAUCGCCGCUUCCAUAGCAACCGCCCAGCCUUAAUUUGCAUCAUUUACCGUCAAUGUAAAUUCAUAAAGAAUUUAUCGGCGGCGUCUGAUUUUAACACAUAAGUUCGGUUGUUUAACACAAUUGCCAAUUGGAACUCGGCCCUGUGUUCUCAUUUUGCGGGUUGAACGUGCAGUUUUCACUUGGAUCUUGAAGAGAAGGUGAAGUUUAAUUUUAUCAAUUUUAUGAUUUAGGUCAAACAUUCUAAGGCUUCAUUUAAUGCCCAUUCAAACAGAAAUUCAGUGAGUGUUUCAGUGAUCGAACCCUCCCCCUCUUCUCAAAAAGAAGAAAGCGUGAUCGCAGGUUAAUUUUAACGGUGCUGCAAAGAGUACCAGGUUCAAAGAGAGACCAAUCUUUAAGCUAAAAAGCGAAUAAUUAAUAGUACGUAUCUGUGAAGAAAGACGCAAUCAGUUUUGACAAUUUGACAAAAAGAUUACAACAAGAAAGAAAGACCAUCGUGUCAGUAAUCUCUAUUUAAGUCCACAUUCACAUAUCGGAUUUAUUAAAUAAAACUCAAACCCGUUCACCAUUUACUCAGGCACACAGUUUUAUCUUUUCCAUGAGUACUUACAGUUAGGGAAGUGCUGAUAGUUACGAUAGCCUCACCGUCACUCAACAUUCUCUUGGUGACUAUAAAUCAGCACUAGAUUCUAAUCAACGCGCACUUAACACGCACAUUAAACUGUUUGGAGAAGAACAUGCAAGCACUGCUGUUAGCUAUUAUGGAAUCGGAGUCACUCAACUUUCCAUUGGCGACUUAAAAUCAGCGUUAUAUUCCCAUCAACGCGCACUUGACAUCCGCCUUAAACUGCUUGGAGAAGAACACGAAAGCACUGGCGAUAGUUAUCAACGACUUUAAAUCAGCAUUAGAUUCUAAUCAACGCGCUCUUAACAUCCGCCUCAAACUGUUCGGAGAAGAACAUGCAAGCUCAGCUCUCAGUUAUUAUAGCAUUGGCGUCACUCAACAUUCUCUUGGCGACUGUAAAUCAGCGUUAGCUUCUCAGCAGCGUGCACUUAACAUCCGCCUUAAACUAUUUGGAGAAGAACAUGCAAGCACUGCUGACAGUUAUUAUGGUCUUGGCGUCAUUCAAGAUUCUUUGGGCGAUAUAUUUAAUCGGCCCUAG
Molecule: messenger RNA, 7834 nt
Organism: Porites evermanni
Lineage: Eukaryota; Metazoa; Cnidaria; Anthozoa; Scleractinia; Poritidae
Source: the annotation of a GenBank genome assembly